Molecule: messenger RNA, 1847 nt
Organism: Meleagris gallopavo (turkey)
Lineage: Eukaryota; Metazoa; Chordata; Aves; Galliformes; Phasianidae
Source: RefSeq, a predicted model, not a curated record
UUUCAACUUGCUACAUUGAAGAAAACAAUGAACUACCUUAUUUUCACUAGGUCCUCAAUGUUUUUGAUAAAGCUCCUUCUUUCACUUUCAUAGUAAAAAGAAAGCUUUGAGCAACCUUGGCCUUUGUUGCAAAUAACUCAGGCCAAGUUUCAGAAUUAAUUGCAUCAGUUUUGUGUCAGGCAUUGAAAAUUUCUGUGAUAUCUUGAUCUCUGUAUAGACUUUUGGGCUAGAAAAUGAGUUGACCCACUCUGGUUUCUGUGAUACUAUGAAACUGAACAAUUCUCCUGAUAGAAAGCUACUUUUAUGGUUUUACUGACAAACAACAGGUUUAGAGACUUCAAAGCUUCAUGUGGCUGAAUGGGUUUUUCUCUUUUUUCUAGAGAGUGCAGCACAGCACAGAAAUACUUCAAGAUCUGACUCACAGAAAUAUUUCUGAUUUUCUGGUGAAAACGUAUCCCAUUUUGAUAAAAGGAAGCUUGAAGAGCAAAUACUGGGUCAAUGAGCAAAGGUAUGGAGGAAUUUCUAUAGGAGGAAAGCUUCCCAUCCUUCAUGUUUCUGGAGAUGAAGUUGUCAAUUUUUUAAGUAAUCUGGGCCGAAUGAUGAAUGUCACAGGAGGACAAACUUCACUGGCUGCUGCUAAAGAAUUCUCUGAUUUCCUUAAAUACAUGGAAACUGAAGAUAAUAUUAAGGUGUGGUUUAACAAUAAAGGCUGGCAUGCUAUGGUUAGUUUCCUUAAUGUAGCCAAUAAUGCAAUCCUUAGAGCUAAUCUGCGGACUGGCCAAGCCCCUGAGGAAUAUGGGAUCACUGUUGUAAACCAUCCUCUGAACCUCACUAAGGAACAGCUCUCUGAAGUCACUGUGCUGACCACCUCAGUGGAUGCUGUUGUUGCCAUCUGUGUGAUUUUUGCCAUGUCCUUUAUUCCAGCUAGUUUUGUUUUAUACCUGAUUCAAGAACGUGUGACAAAAGCCAAGCAUCUCCAGUUUGUUAGUGGUGUUAGCCCUGCUGUCUACUGGCUAACUAACUUCAUGUGGGACAUAGUGAAUUAUGCAGUGAGUGCUGGAUUGGUUGUGGUUAUAUUCAUUGGAUUCAAGAAGAAAGCAUACACUUCUCGGACUAACCUCCCUGUGUUUGUUACCUUGUUGCUUCUGUAUGGGUGGGCAGUAAUUCCCAUGAUGUACCCUGCUUCUUCUUUCUUCAGUGUCCCUAGCACUGCAUAUGUUGCACUGUCUUGCAUUAAUCUCUUUGUGGGGAUCAACAGCAGUGCUAUUACAUUCAUUCUGGAGCUAUUUGAAAAUAACCCGACUUUGCUGAAAUUUAACAAAACUUUGAAAAAUGUGCUAAUUGUCUUCCCACACUUUUGCCUGGGUCGUGGCCUCAUCGACUUGGCCAUAAACCAGGCUGUGAGUGAAGUAUAUGCCAGGUUUGGUGAGGAGCAUGUUUCCAAUCCUUUUCAGUGGGACUUUGUUGGGAAGAACCUGGUUGCCAUGGCUGUUCAAGGAGUUGCAUUCUUCUUUCUGAAUCUCCUUAUGCAGCACCAAAUAUUCCCCUCGAGAUGGUUUGUUGAGAUUGCUAAGUCACCUAUUAUUGGUGAAGAUGAGGAUGUUGCAGAAGAAAGAAAAAGAAUUCUGAACGGGGGAAACAAAACAAAUAUCUUAGAAUUACAGGAACUGACCAAGAUUUAUGCAGGUAGGCAUAAGCCAGCAGUGGACAGACUCUGUGUUGGCAUCCGUCCUGGAGAGGUAAGUUGGUCACUAUCACUAGAUGAAUCAUCCAGGGAUCAGUUCAAAUUGCAUUCUCCUGUUGUUUUAUAAGUUGGAAACACUAAAUAAUGUGUAUUUUUUUUUUUU